Molecule: messenger RNA, 4162 nt
Organism: Solanum pennellii
Lineage: Eukaryota; Viridiplantae; Streptophyta; Magnoliopsida; Solanales; Solanaceae
Product: mitochondrial import inner membrane translocase subunit PAM16 like 2-like
Exons: 4
Coding region: 3636-4001 (121 amino acids)
Biological process (GO): protein import into mitochondrial matrix
Cellular component (GO): TIM23 mitochondrial import inner membrane translocase complex
Source: RefSeq, a predicted model, not a curated record
UACCCAACUAAUUAUGGAAAUAAGUUGGGGGUUUUGGCUAUAGUUUAGUGUCUCACCUCUCUUCCCUAUCCAUAAAUUUUCUCCAAUCUCACAACAUAAUCCUUUGGUUCCUUGGAAUCAGAGGGUUUUAAGCUUGAAAAUACUGAUUUAAGUGAUUACACAUAAAUGUAAUAUAACUCUACCGGGCACGAAGGCAGCCUGUCCCGAAUCAACGAAGCUGUCAAUCACACCUUGUAAUCACUUAGUUAGCACCUUGGAGAUCAAUUUAUACAACAUGAGAUUGGUCGAAAUACCUUUAUGGAGGAAGGAGAUGGUACCUUAGGCACUAAUGUGACAGUCGGUUUGAAAGAACUGAAACAUAGCUUCUGAAAUCUCCUCUCCUGAUCAUGAUAGCAAUCUCGCAAUUGUUCUUGAAUCUCUAGCAAAUGUCUUCUAGAUUCAAGUAUUCUUUGCUCCACUUUAGAGAAGUCCUUGUUAUUUAACUGUUUCAUAGCAACUUUCAUUUGCUUUAACUUGUUCCAAACCUUCACCAUGUAAGUGCCCUGUACAGGCACUUUGCGCAAUGUCCAUAAAGUCUUUGUGGUGACUCAGGUGAUUAAGAAACCUGAAGGGUCUGGCGUGCUUCCCUUUUAUCUCUUCAAUUGUGACACAAAAGAAGGACAUGAUCAGAGAAGUGUGGGUCUUUUGCAUCAACUUGCAGAUGUGGCCAUAGAGUCAUCCAAGAAGGGUUCACAACGGCCCUGUCAAUUCUGCCGUGAACAUGAGAAUUUGUCCAGGUAUAUAACCUUCCAACAGUCUUAAGCACGGACAAUCCAGUAUUAGUCAGUAAGUUCCCUCCUUCACCUCAGCAUCCUGAAUUUGGCUCCCCAACCUAUCGUCUAGAUUUAGAACAGCGUUGAAAUCACCCAUUAUCAACCAUGGUUGUUGAUUGGUGGGUUCCAUUCCUUCAAGCAGUUGCACAUGUCAAUCCUAUCCUUGAUGGUAUGAAGUCCAUAGACUGCAGUGAACAUUAAACUUAUAUCCCCGUUUCUUUGAUGAAUAGAACAGUGCACCAGUGACCUUUUUCAUUUGAUCCAUACCAGCUCCAUUGGGGAAAGACUUUCUUCGCUAUGCCGGGAGCCUUUUGCUUUGUGACUCGAUGUUCGGUUAUAGCUGAAACUACUAUGUUCUCCUUCUUUAUUACUCAAGGCAGCUCUUUGUGUUUGAACUGCUUAUUGAAGCCCCUUACAUUCCAGGAGGCUACUAUCAUUGAGUUUUCGGUAAGGGUGAAUCAGGAGUCUUGUCCCCUCCGUGUCUGCUAUUCUGCCCCCUUUCUACCACGUCCAUUGCAGCUUGAAAUACCUGCUGGAAAGUAGUCUCAAGCAGUGGACUAAAGCAAUUAUUAAAAUCACCUUGGGCUCUCUCUUGACUGGUGCCAACAAGGUGUUUGCUGGUAGACUUCCCCUUUACUUGUUUCCAUCCCUCAUCAUUUACUAUAUGGGUUACAACCUCUGGUCUUGAUUCAGUCCCAACAGCUGGCUGAUCUUGUUUAUUUAUCCAUAUCUUUUGAUUUUUCUUACUCGUACUUUUUGUCUGCUUUGGUUUAUUCUGUUUAAGGGCCUAUUUAUGUGGUUUAACAUUGCAAAUAUGUCCAAUUUGGCAGCAAGAUGGACAGUAUUGCAGACACCAUUCACACUCAAUAGUUUGAUCAAACACUUCCCCGUAAAAAAUUAUUUCGUGUACGGGCUAAAAGGAAAGUAAGACAAAUAAAUUAUAAGGGAGGGAGUAAGUGAGUGGAAGAAAAUGCAUAGCAUGGAAGACUCAUGAAGGAAUUAUUUCUUUGCCGUGAUACUUUUAGUCUGAUAUGUUGUCAGUAAGAUUUUUUUCUAAUCCGGAUAUUUAUGUUGCUGCUUUCUCCAAACUCGUUGAUGAUUAACUGCGUGCAUGUUUAACUUAUUCAAAAACAAAGGGAAACAUGUUUAACAUUUGAUGCUCAGAUUCUAGCUUCUUCUGUUUUCACUAUUAAUAAUUUAUCUUAAUGGGAACUAGUCAUAUAUGCAUUCAAGUAGAUUUUGAUUCUUGAAUCUGAUUGAUCUUCCAUGUUUUUUGGUCGUUUCUUAGGUUACACAUUGCCGAUUUCCUGGUUAGAGCCACCUUAGUAUAUCAGCAAUGGUAUGUUCUACUGUUAUCUUAUUUAUUAUUUAUUGGUAUAAUGUUUUCCAGGAUAUGCUUGCCGAUCCAUUCUUCCUUGAAUUUGAGUAUCAUUGUUUGGUUGGUUUGUUGGGUUUUCUUUAAUUGUUUAGCUGGUUUAUAGAAGUCUUUAAAAUUACUUUUGAUAAUGUUUGGAUCUUUGAUUUUAAUUCUUCAACCAAUAUCAAAUUGAUACACUGUUUCAUUAUGGAGGGAGGAGGGAAACGUUGAUGUAUAUUUUGGGACUCAAAAUGUUAGUCACCACCUUUGUGCUUAAUGAAAUGACUCUAAGUUUGUAGACAUGAUUCCUUAUCUCCUAUAACUGUCCUUCUAAAAGAUAUAAAUCUGGAUGAUAUUCAACUCAAGCUUUUGGUAGUGGUAAGAGCGCAAUGCUGGAUGUGCGGGUUUCUCUGCUCUUUUGGUAUACUCUACUUGUAUUGAUCUCCCAAUACUGAUCAAAUCAUUUACAUUAUAAUUAGCAAAUGGAGCAAUAUGAGAAAAAAUAUCAUGGGUGGGGGAUUUUUAGGGGUGGAGAUUAGCUGACAAAAACACAAAAAAGACUUUAUCCCACACUUGUUGGAUCUGAAUCCUUAACUAUUGUUUUGCACAAUUUGGACCCAUCCAUAUCCAAUAUUCAAUAAUUUAAGUUAUCUAUCACUAGAGUUGCACAUUUUCUAUUAAUAUGCAAAACAUUAACAAGCUCUAAGCAAACAGUAGACCUAAUGUAAACUUUUCAACAUGACUAAACUGUAAUUUCAACUAGUUAUGUUCUAUUUAAUUUUGUUAAAUAUGCAUAAAUUCCAAGAGAUUGUAGGUUUACUCUUUCUCUUAACACAUUCUGAUUAUAGUUUCACAUUUAUAGAUUAGUGCAUCAGAGAUCAACAUAGGACAUGAUUAAACUUUCUCAAACGACCUUCUCUCAUUUUAUCCUCUAUGGGUGUUACUUGUCCCUUCUGCUGCACACGAACAUUUCUAGUCUUGUCUGAUUUUGUAUAUCCACAAAGUUCUGAAUAAGUGUGAUUUAGUCCUUUGUUUUGCAGUGUUCCAGUUAAUCUUUUAAGGGUAGUCACUGUUUAGUUCAAAUGUGGCUAAUGUGAUUGAGGUCAAUGAAAAAUGAAUUAUUUAGUUCAGCAUCUAGUUUUUACCUCUAAGCUUUUCAAAGUAUUUGUCUCCAGUAUGCUUUUGUUCCUUCUGCCAUUGUUAAUUAUGCUUCCGUUACUUAGCUAGGUUGCACUGGCAACCAUAUUUGAUGGCUAAGUAAAAAUAGUUUAAUGAAUAAUCAUGUGACCUCCCCUCUGCCCCCUAGACAAAGUAUUGUUGAGGAUUCAUAUUAAUUGACUAGUUUUACAUUGGCUAUUGCACCCCUCCUCUUUUGCCCGAGCUCCCCCAGGCAAAGUAAUCCCCCUCAUAAACAAAGUAAAAUCAUAAAAUUUGAAACUCUUUCACCAACAUGGUUCUUACUUGAAAUGGUAUCUUAUUUUGGCAACUAUACAAUCAUGAUGUUGAUCUUGAGACAGGCUGCAAAAAUUCUUGCUAAUUUAAUUGUAAUGGGCUCUUCUAUAUUGGCAAGGGCUUUUGUUCAAGCAUAUCGUCAGGCAUUGUCUAAUGCCUCGAAGAAUGGUGUUGCUCAAGAAGCAGUGCAGAAUAUAAAAGCAGCUAGCAAAACCAUGACGGAAGCAGAGGCAAGACAGAUUCUUGGUGUCACAGAGGAUUCAUCAUGGAAAGAAAUUGUGCAGAAUUAUGAGAGCUUGUUUGAGCGAAAUGCUAAAAACGAGAGUUUUUACCUUCAAUCAAAUGUACUUUACAAACUUAAAGAACCAGUAACAAAAUAAGAAAAUUAGUGCUGAUAGAAAAGUAUUAGCCAAUUUAAAUUCCUUUUUCAUCCCAACUUGUCAAACUCCCACAAAUUGGGAACCUUUAUAAAAAAAAUAAUUAUGCAAUGAUCUGUAACACUAUAAUAAUGCGUGAGAUCUCAAAGAAUUGUAGUUCUGAA